This is a messenger RNA of Prunus avium (sweet cherry), 1905 nucleotides long. It is a transcript of the gene SCPL25, whose product is annotated as serine carboxypeptidase-like 25. Gene Ontology annotation, molecular function: serine-type carboxypeptidase activity. Gene Ontology annotation, cellular component: vacuole. The record is from RefSeq and is a predicted model, not a curated record. Lineage: Eukaryota; Viridiplantae; Streptophyta; Magnoliopsida; Rosales; Rosaceae. Gene Ontology annotation, biological process: proteolysis.
CAUGUUCAUUAAUUUAUUAGGUCUUGUUCAUUUCUCUCUCUCUCUCUCUCCUAUUUAAUCCAUGCUGAAAAGCAGUCUUACUUCCCAUCAAAUACACACAACUAGGAAGAGUGAAGUAGCUAGUACAAUAUUUUAUCUUAGCUGCUCCUUCUUCAUGGUCAUGGCCAAAACUCAGAUCCUAAUAAUCUUUGUUUUGCUUCUGAUUGGGCUGUUUACUGGAAGCCAUGGAAUUGUAGUAGCAAAUGAAGAAGAAGAAGCAGAUAGGAUUGUGGGGCUCCCUGGACAACCCAAGGUCUCUUUUCAGCAGUUUUCUGGAUAUGUCACUGUAAAUCACCAUGUUGGCAGGGCCCUCUUUUACUGGCUCACUGAGGCUGCUCAUGAUCCCUUGUCACAACCUCUUGUUGUUUGGCUCAACGGAGGCCCUGGUUGCUCUUCUGUGGCAUAUGGUGCAUCGGAAGAGAUAGGACCCUUUAGAAUAAACAAGAGUGCUUCGGGGCUAUACUUGAACAAGUUCUCAUGGAACUCUGUGGCCAAUCUCUUGUUCCUGGAAACCCCAGCUGGCGUCGGCUUCUCCUACAGCAACCGCUCCUCUGAUCUCUUUGACACCGGUGACGGCCGCACCGCAAGAGACUCAUUGCAAUUCUUGAUCCGAUGGUUGGAUCGAUUCCCACGAUACAAGGGCCGAGAAGUAUAUCUUACAGGCGAGAGCUAUGCUGGCCAUUAUGUCCCUCAGCUGGCCAAAGCAAUUUUGACCUACAAUUCACAAUCCAAGCACCCAAUCAAUCUUAAGGGAAUCAUGGUGGGUAAUGCAGUGACAGACAACUACUAUGAUAACCUAGGGACGGUGACAUACUGGUGGAGCCAUGCCAUGAUCUCUGAUAAAACCUACCGGCAGCUGAUCAACACGUGCGAUUUUCGCAGGCAGAAGAACUCCGAUCAAUGCGAAUCGUUGUAUAGCUACGCCAUGGAUAAGGAGUUUGGAAACAUAGACCAGUACAACAUUUACGCACCCCCUUGCAACAACUCUGAUGGAAGCACUUCUACAAGGCAGAGUAGCAUGCGUCUGCCUCAUCGACCGAUGUUCCGGCAACUAUCUGGCUAUGAUCCAUGUACGGAGAAAUAUGCUGAAGUUUAUUACAACAGGCCAGAUGUGCAGAAAGCUCUCCAUGCCAACAUAACCAGAAUUCCUUACAAGUGGACUGCUUGCAGUGAGGUUUUAAAUCGAAAUUGGAACGACACAGAUAUAUCGGUUCUUCCUAUUUACAGGGACAUGAUAGCUGCUGGUUUGAGGAUUUGGGUUUUCAGUGGAGAUGUGGAUUCAGUGGUGCCAGUUACAGCCACUAGGUACUCCCUUGCACAGCUCAAAUUAGCAACCAAAAUUCCAUGGUACCCCUGGUAUACUAAAAAGCAGGUGGGAGGGUGGACAGAGGUGUAUGAAGGGCUGACAUUUGCAACAGUGAGAGGAGCAGGUCAUGAAGUCCCACUUUUCAAGCCAAGAGAAGCUCUUCAGCUGUUCAAAUCAUUCAUUCAAGGGAAGCCCCUUCCAAAGUCCUCAUGAUAACUGAAAACCAAAAAGAAAAGGAACAAAAAAAAAAAGAAGAGAGAAAUAUAAAGACAGGAAAAGGAAAAAAUUUCCUUGCCAUUUUAAUACCAGAGUCUUCUGAAUUAUUGUUAUUGUUCUAACUAGACAAGAAAAUGUGUUACUAGUGUUGAGAAACAAGUAGAGCUAGAGUUUGAUUGUGUUUUAGGAUGUUAGGCAAAUGGCCUGAGAUGAAGAAGGUUUAGUUUGUAUUUUGUGGGAUAACCCAUCAUCUAGUUUGGCUUUCGCUAGACCAAGUGUAGAAACUCCAUUGGCCAGUGUUUCUUAUUCCAAGAGUGAGUGAAGUGAUGAUUGAAAUGUUUUCA